AUGGUGUUCAAAAAUCAACACGCGCACACCAAAAAGGCUAUAGCUGGAGCUGGUGGUGCCCUUGGUGGGCGUCCUGUUGCAGACUUUGGAUUAAACAAAUUGAUUGAUGUUGGAAGUUCAUCACUUCCCACUGCUAAUUUGAAGGGCAUAUUUGGUUACAUGCCACCAGAAUAUGCAUAUGGCAAUGUUUCUCCCAAAAUAGAUGUCUAUGCUUUUGGAGUUGUUCUUUAUGAACUAAUUUCUGCUAAAGAAGCAUUGAUCAGAGGUGGUGUAAUUGGUGCAGAAUUAAAGGGUCUUGUAUCUUUGUUUGAUGAAGUAUUUGAUCAGCAAGAUCCCACAGAAGGUCUUAAAAAACUGGUGGAUCCUAGGCUUGGAGAUAACUACCCAAUUGAUUCAGUUUGCAAGAUGGCACAACUUGCUAGAGCAUGCACAGAAAGUGAUCCACAACAACGUCCAAAUAUGAUUUCUGUUGUGGUUACCCUCACAGCACUUACUUCAACUACUGAGGAUUGGGAUAUUGCUUCCAUCAUUGAAAAUCCAAAUCAUGCUAAUCUAAUGUCUGGGAAAUAG
Glycine soja is the source of this 570-nucleotide messenger RNA. Its product is annotated as chitin elicitor receptor kinase 1-like. The record is from RefSeq and is a predicted model, not a curated record. NCBI's taxonomy places the organism in Eukaryota, Viridiplantae, Streptophyta, Magnoliopsida, Fabales, Fabaceae. Gene Ontology annotation, biological process: innate immune response; protein phosphorylation. Gene Ontology annotation, molecular function: ATP binding; transmembrane receptor protein kinase activity. Bases 1 to 570 code for a protein of 189 amino acids. The transcript has 5 exons.